Molecule: messenger RNA, 1844 nt
Organism: [Torrubiella] hemipterigena
Lineage: Eukaryota; Fungi; Ascomycota; Sordariomycetes; Hypocreales; Clavicipitaceae
Source: the annotation of a GenBank genome assembly
CGACUCCAUUGAUUAAAACGGUCACCGGAUCGGUGCAGACGCUGCAGACUUGACGCGAGACCAGUGUCAUCACCAUCUUGAGAGUUUUACCAUCUUCACCAAACUACGCUUCAGGCAUCAUCUUGUUCCACGCUCGCCGCUUCUUGACACACCUGUUCGCUGCUACGCCCGCACAAUCAUGAUUCAACCUAGAUGAACACCUGUGGCGAUGGAUUGUUGUGCUUGUACCCGUGCCUUUGACGCACACAGUCGCCCAUUUCUGUGCGCUGUUGAUGCCCGCAACCAGCUUUACGAACGGCGGAUGAAACACGUUGAGCUGCUCUUGGAAAACGAUGUCCUGCGGAAACAGAUUGACGGACUGAGUGGUGGCCUUCCGCCUCAUGAUCCCGAACAGGCCGCUUCCAUGCUUCGUGAUGUGAAGCUCAAGACUGAUCACAUCCUCGCAGCUGCCGAUAAGCUACGUGCCGAAAUUCAAUCAGCCAAGGAUGAACUCCAAGCGAGAAAGGCGGGACUGGCCAAGCGUAAGUCGGACUUGACCUCAAUAUCGCAUGGUUUGGCAGAAAGGCGCGCGAAGCAGCACAAGGAUAUCGAAAAGUCAGCUCAGAUGCUGAGCCUCCGCUGGUCUCAGAAUGCCGAAGAGUUGGCAGGCACACGGGCUUUUCUCUGUAAAGAAGCCAUCAAGCUCUAUGGACUGCGCAGAAUCAAAAAAAGCGGUGGUCCGGGACGCUACGAGUAUUUCCUUGGACGCCUGCCUAUUCUCGACAUAACAACUAUGGACGCCCUCUCUCCAGAGGCAAUAUCAACCUCUCUCGCUCACAUUGCCCACAUCGUUGUGCUUAUUGCUCACUACCUCGCCAUCCGCCUACCCGCAGAAAUCACUCUACCUCAUCGAGACUACCCAAGACCAACCAUCUUCAACUUGGUUGGCUCCUACCAGCAAGGCAACUUGUCCUUUCCAAUUGCCAAAGGGUCCAGUUCAGGAACUCUUGAUCCCAAGGGAUUUGACCAUCAGAACAUCCCCAGGCCUCGUCCGCUGUACAUUGAAAAGACUGUCAAUCAGCUGUUAAAGGACGAUCCAUCAACUUACUCAUUCUUCCUGGAAGCCAUUGCGCUUCUAGCAUACGACGUUGCAUGGCUUUGCCGAACACAAGGGUCCUCAACUGGCGAAAAGGGCUCGCUUGAUGACAUCUUCAACAUCGGCAGGAAUCUCUAUAACCUGUUUGUUAGCUUUUCUCUUCAGACUUCGGGUCCUGCCCCUCCCCAGGAUCGACCGCGAGAUUAUCAGGGAGACCAAAAUACGUACAACUGGGUUGGCCGGUUUUCGCACGGAACAAUGUUCUACUUCUUGGGCGGAGCUGACGGAGGCGAGCUGAUUAAAAGCUUCAAACUGCCAAGCCCAAUGAAACUUGCCGAUCAACUAAGGAAACGACUUCUACCUGAAAUUCCCGUAGCCGAUUGGGAGGUUCUGGAUGACGAUGAGUGGAAGGUUGAAGACGCCGCGGCGGCAGAAGCUGACUCGGCGGCUGUAAAGCCUAGCCUUCUUGGUUCACCACGGCGGGAUUCAAAAGGCUGGAUGAAGGUUAAAAGCAGGACAUAACAUGGCUACGAUCAGUAGCAUUCCAUAAUGAACAUUUAAUGACUAAUUUACUUCUCCGCGUUAUACACAAAUGACAGUAUGUUUGGCAUUGCAAGUCUGUCUACCUUGUCUGCUAUCGUCUAUAUCUUUUCAAACAGUAACUGCUGCGUCGAAUCUAUAGGAAACUUUUAGUGCCCACUUGUCAAUCAGUUCUUCGUCAGGGCCGUAACUCCAACACUGUCAGUCCGACCCAACCAGCAAAACCACA